This is a messenger RNA of Lampris incognitus (smalleye Pacific opah), 880 nucleotides long. It is a transcript of the gene nkx2.2a, whose product is annotated as NK2 homeobox 2a. The coding region runs from base 65 to 880 and encodes 271 amino acids. The transcript has 2 exons. Gene Ontology annotation, cellular component: nucleus. Gene Ontology annotation, molecular function: RNA polymerase II cis-regulatory region sequence-specific DNA binding; DNA-binding transcription factor activity, RNA polymerase II-specific. Gene Ontology annotation, biological process: regulation of transcription by RNA polymerase II; cell differentiation. The record is from RefSeq and is a predicted model, not a curated record. Lineage: Eukaryota; Metazoa; Chordata; Actinopteri; Lampriformes; Lampridae.
AAAACAGUGGAUUGCCAAACUGGUAACAGCAACUUUCCUUCAAAUAUCCCCCCCCCCCCAGAAUAUGUCGUUGACCAACACAAAGACGGGCUUUUCUGUAAAGGACAUUUUGGACCUCCCCGAUACGAACGAUGAAGACGGAUCUAUCACCGGAGCGGAGGAGGACACGGAAGGAUCGGAGACCACGUCGACGACGAAAAACGCGGGGGUCUUGGUGCAAAGUCCUCUAGACAGCGUUCAGACUCUGCCUUUAAAGAACCCCUUUUAUGACAGUACUGACAAUCCUUACACGCGAUGGCUCGCCACUACGGACAGUAUUCAGUAUUCAUUACACGGUCUAUCUGCCAGCUCUCAGGACUCGGCCAAGUCCCCAGAACCCUCCGCAGACGAAUCGCCAGACAACGACAAGGAGACUUCAAGCAACGGCAGCGACUCCGGCAAGAAGCGGAAAAGAAGAGUGUUGUUUUCCAAGGCUCAGACCUACGAACUUGAGCGCCGUUUCAGGCAACAGAGGUACCUAUCCGCCCCGGAGAGGGAGCACCUCGCCAGCCUGAUCCGUCUGACGCCCACUCAAGUGAAAAUUUGGUUCCAGAACCACCGGUACAAAAUGAAGAGAGCCCGCGCCGAAAAAGGUAUGGAAGUGACCCAUCUCCCCUCUCCCAGGCGGGUGGCCGUGCCUGUCUUAGUCAGGGAUGGGAAGCCUUGUCAUACUCUUAAAGCUCAGGACUUGGCGGCCACUUUUCAGGCUGGGAUCCCCUUCUCGGCGUAUAGCGCCCAGUCCCUUCAACACAUGCAAUAUAAUGCUCAGUACAGCGCCGCCACCACGCCACAGUUCCCCACAGCACAUCACUUGGUGCAAACGCAACAGUGGACUUGGUGA